Plectropomus leopardus (leopard coralgrouper) is the source of this 339-nucleotide messenger RNA. NCBI's taxonomy places the organism in Eukaryota, Metazoa, Chordata, Actinopteri, Perciformes, Serranidae. The record is from RefSeq and is a predicted model, not a curated record.
CGAAGCUCCAGAGAUCAGACUGAGCGUCACUGAGGAUCAGCCGUCUCCCACCAGCCUCGACCAGGGAGACGGCGCUCCCAACAUCAUCAGCACAGCUCGCAAAACCCCGUCUGUGACCGCAUCGCAAGAAAAACUGUCGUCCAUAAACAACACAGAAGGAAGUGAAGAUCAGCCCGUAUCUGCGCUGAAGAUGCAGAUGGAUGACUUCAAAUACAUGUCAGUUCUGGGCAGAGGACACUUUGGGAAGGUCCUGCUGGCAGAGUUUAAGAAGACGGGAAAACUGUACGCCAUCAAAGCCUUGAAGAAAAGAGACAUCGUGACCCGUGAUGAAGUGGACAG